Messenger RNA from Synchiropus splendidus (mandarinfish), 5865 nucleotides. Its product is annotated as adhesion G-protein coupled receptor G2-like. Gene Ontology annotation, biological process: adenylate cyclase-activating G protein-coupled receptor signaling pathway; cell surface receptor signaling pathway. The record is from RefSeq and is a predicted model, not a curated record. Lineage: Eukaryota; Metazoa; Chordata; Actinopteri; Syngnathiformes; Callionymidae. The transcript has 30 exons. Bases 1529 to 5203 code for a protein of 1224 amino acids. Gene Ontology annotation, molecular function: G protein-coupled receptor activity. Gene Ontology annotation, cellular component: membrane.
GCAGCUUCGCACCUCUGCGCCUCAGGCGAUGUCCCUUUUUUCCUGCGACAACCUAUUUACCACCAUCAGCUUGACCUCCUUAUUUCUCUGUCAGUUCUUAGCACUACGAGUCGUCCUCACCUCCGCCACGGCUGUAACAGAAUGUGACAUUUCACAGCCAAAACUAGACGUGAAAGAGUGUUGUCAUGUCUCAUUUACAAGGAAAUAGCGGAAACAAGCUGCGUAACAUGGAACGUCUUGAUUGAUCUCAUAACACGUCGAACACAGUGAGAGGGAUUACUGACGAUCAAGAAGGUUUUAAUCAUUGAAGUACAGAUCCAGAUGUCGGAAAUGAUCAAUGAAUAGUCUGGUGAUGAAGCUGAGCCUUUCCUCCUCGCUGUCCUCCUCAUGCAGACAGCUGCGCUGCAGCCACAUCACAGCAGUGAAAACAGUUACUGUACUGCAUAUUCAUUUAAGCAAAUCUGUCUGUCAAUAAAAUCAGAUGUUUAUCAGCCUAAUAAAGGUGAAAACAUGUGAGUUAUCAAACAUUUGCACACAUCGCAAGUCCUGGACUGCUGCGCAAUUUUCCCGCAGCUUCUGAGCGUUUGAGAAGAUGUUUUUGAACAAUGUUGUGCGCCCAGGCAGCGAUCAGACCCUUUGCUACCGGACACUUGUCAUGUUUGUGUGGAGUCGCCUUGUACAUGUAGUUUCCGACAUCUAGCACCGAGUCGCCUGACGCGAGAAGCUCACCACCUGUUUCCUGAGAGAAAGUGCAGCCGGGAUCAAGUCCGCAGCCAAAACCCGACUCGCUUGUGUUAACAUCUCGGACUUCUGAGCCGAAAGAGCUUUGUCUCGAGACAGAACCCGCCGUGUGAAAGUGCCCUCAAUCGCUCACAGGCACGAGGCGGGGCCUCAGAGUGGAGGUAACCAAUAGCGAAGCCCUCUAGAGGGUGUCGCACAUAUCCAUAGAACGGAAGUUACAUAAGGUAACUGAACAUUUUUGUUGGUUCAACAUGUCACUCUGUAUCGUGAUGGCUUCUUCGUUUUUGAUGCCUUCCGCAUCAAAUACCUUAGAUGGUUUCUUAUUGUCUUCUUUUUUAACAAGUGUUGGUGUUGAAUUAUUACACGCCAGGAAUUACAGGUUGUCACAGGUGUUUCUGUGUUCAUACCUUUGUGGGUUAAAUAUAGCUGAAACGCAGACAACAAAGCGGGAAUUGACCAGAAAAACAGGUGCAUAGUAGUGUGACACUGAUGCGUGGCUUCUUCUGACGCAACCGUGAAUGCCAAAAGUCUCUGAGUUGUUGCCAUGGAUACACUCAACCAUCCUGAAUGCGAGCAGCUGACAGACACACCCUGAGGCACACCUUGGGCUAACAUCUCAUAAAAAGAAAAUAUCAGCGUUAGAAGGCAAUAAAUGUUUGUUUAGUUGUCACACUUAUAACACUGUUAACAUGUUAAGCAAAUAAAGAGGUCUGCGGGGUCGGAGAGACGCUCCUCCCUGACAAUGUGACGCUCUGUAGGCGUGACAGGUGUUGCUCAUAGAAGCAGAAUGACACAGUCACGACAGCUCAUGACUGAACAGGCCAGAUUUCUGUCGCUCCGUUUUGUUUUAAACUUCGAACCUUGGAUUUGGUUCAUUAAUGUUAUGACCAGAAAAAAUGAAGACAAAGCCAUGGAUGUCUAUUUUCGUCCUCUCACCUCCAUCCGCUCAGACAGGAUGAAGACACUACAGGUUGUGUUUCUGGUGAUCCUGCUGGCGGGACUGACAUCUGCUACUACUGUUUCCCCAGCAGCGACCAAUCCGCAGAAUUCAGUAUUUUAUUUUGUUCAAGUGAAAGUGGAUGUUAGAGGACAAAGGAAAACUGAAACAGAAGUCAAGUCAUGGCUUCAGAAUGUGUUACAGACCAGUCUGCAGAGUUGUGUAUCUCCAGUGGAUGAAAACACAACUGGAAUCCCAACACCUGAGACUGUAACUGCCCUAACCACAUUACAUGAGUCCAGAGCUACGGCACAGACGCAAAACAACCCCUCCACCGCUUUAUUACCAGCAUCAACAAGGAGACUACAAACUAGCAUUGUUACCCGGCAUCCGACCACGACUGAGGAGAAACAGACAACAGCUCAAGUUAGAGUUGGAGCUACGACAACUGCCGCAGCCAGAGGACAAGCUACUACUAACAGGAGUGGGGUGUCUACAGUGGCUUUUACUGGUGAAGUUAUACUGGUAGAUUCACCUGGCAACUCAAACAAUGGCAACAACAACAACAACAACAACAACAACAACAACAAUAAUAAUGGGAUAAACAGUCGGGAGAUUCGCAGAAAGAGGGACACUUCAGCUCAAAACAGGAACACACCUGGCCUGUUUCAAGGUAUUGAAGUGUCUUGUGCGCGGAACACUUCAAUAAGAAACACCGACUGUGUGGUGAUCCUCCGGCUGAGUCGGCAGGUGCGUCCUUGCUGCAUCCUCCAAACCCUCUGUGCAGCCAGUCGGGCUUCCUCUAGCAUCUUCGUGGUGGGAACAAGAGCCAAUAUAUUGAGUGUCCCCUCAGAUGUGUGCUCUGUGGACUCCCCAGAGGACAAAGUUUGCACUUAUGAAGGACAAACUGGAGCAUCAUGUGAUGCUUCUCCUUCUGCUUAUGGUCCUCCUCCUUGCACACCAGUAAAUACAACUUCACAAGAUAACUGCACCUGCCAAGGCUACUGCGAGCAACCUGUUGCAUUUUACACCAUUGAAAUCUCAGUGCGGCCACCAGAGACCAACCAAACAGCUCGAUCAGUGGUUUCCAGACUUCAAACCAUCUGCUCGCCGACAAAUUCCUCGUGUCAGUGGGCAAAUAACUAUCAGGAUGCGACCGCUGACUGUGUUGGAACAGCUACAAACCGUGGACGGUGCAGACUGAUCCUCAGGUUCACAAGCACAGUUCCCAUCUGCGCACUGUCUGAAGCCUUAGUCGGGCUCUUCCAAAGCGAAGACAACAUGGGUUUUGAUGGCCAAGUGAUACGAGCAGCUGUGUGUGUGAAUUCUGAAGACGGCAGCAAUGUGUCCGACUCGCAGCUCACCUGGUACAGUGCUGAUCUCACACCUGCGCAGUUUUGUUCGGUCAUGCAAGGACCUUUUCCCUUUCCCACCCUCAGCUGUCAAACAACAACAGCAGUUAUACAGCUGAGUGAGCGGUGUGAUGCGGCGACCACCACCACCACCACCGCCAGCCCAAACGUCACAGCCACGACGGCAGAAUCCCUGAACGCCACCACACCUGCCAACAUCACUGGGACUACGGCAGCUCUCAGCAAAGAAGGGCAGGCUGAUGCUCUGUUGGCACUGACCAAGGACGCAUCAAAGCUGAAUUCUACGCAGAUAAGUCUGCUGAUAUCUGCGCUGGAGAAGCUCUUGGAAGGUCCCAACGUCAGUUUUCCACUUGGAAAUACGUCAGUCCAGAUUAUCAGCAACCUUCAAGAUGCUUCAGUGGAGGCCGUGGCUCAGUCCGCGGGCAGGAUGAGAAGAAUCCCUGAGACCGUGGCGCUGAAGCUGGUCUUGAAUGGCGACCGUGAGUUCCUCAAGUCGCCCUCUCUGAAUGUGGCUGUGAAAACAGCUGACGGAGUCUUAUUCGAGGAAGCAUCUUUUAUCAUCACAGAUCCAGACAAUGUAGAGAUACGUGGAUCCAGGAGCGGGCGACACAUGAGAGACUCGUCCAUCGCUCAGGCCUCGGUCACACUGCCGUCCACGCUCACUCAGAAUCUGACCAAUGAGGAGCAGCUGCUGGUGUCCAGAGUCCACUUUAAUUUCUACCAGAAAAACACAACAUUUCAGGACGCAUCUUUGGGCCGCCGCAGGAUGAACAGCGGAGUGGUGUCUGCGAGCGUGGCAAACCUGUCCAUCACUGGGCUCCAGGAUGAAGUCAUCGUUCGCCUGAGGAACAUCGAGCCCAUCCCAGACAACUUCGAGUCGCUCUGUGUCUUCUGGGAUGAAAGGUUGAAUGAGGGACGUGGCGGGUGGAACCAAAACGGCUGCCAAGUCCGGAACGUCACCGACAAUGAGACGGUGUGCGGUUGCAACCACCUCACCAGUUUCUCCAUCCUCCUGAGCUUGUCCCGCCUGCCUGUGACCAGCCGUCUCCAGGCCACCAUCCUCACCUUCAUCACCUACAUUGGCUGUGGCAUCUCUGCCAUCUUCCUGGCCGUCACUCUCCUCACCUACCUGUCCUUCGGGAAGCUACGCAAAGACAUCCCGUCCAAAAUCCUGAUCCAGCUGUGCCUGUCUCUGCUGCUGCUGAACCUGGUCUUUCUGGUGGACGCGUGGCUGGCGUUGUACGUGGAUGCCGUGGGCCUCUGCAUCUCCACCGCCUGGUUCCUGCACUACUUCCUGCUGGUGGUCUUCACGUGGAUGGGACUGGAGGCGGUCCACAUGUACCUGGCGCUGGUGAAGGUCUUCAACACCUACGUCUCCCACUACAUGAUCAGGUUCUCGGUGGUGGGCUGGGGCGUCCCCAUGCUCGUGGUCAUAAUCGUCAUCGCCAUCGACAAGGACAACUACGGCCUGGUCUCCUACGGGAGGUUCGACGACGGCACCAGCGACGACUUCUGCUGGAUAAAGAACGACGUGGCCUUCUACGUGGCCGUGGUGGCCUACUUCUGCGCCGUCUUCGUCUUCAACUUCAUCAUGUUCCUGGUGGUGGUGGUGCAGCUCUGCCGGAUAAAGAGGCAGAACCCGCACAACUCGCAGCACCGCACCACGCUGCAGGACGUGCGCAGCGUGACGGGCAUCACGGUGCUGCUGGGCCUCACCUGGGGGUUCGCCUUCUUCGCCUGGGGGCCGGUGAACCUGCCCUUCAUGUACCUGUUCGCCAUCUUCAACUCUCUUCAAGGGUUCUUCAUAUUCAUCUUCCACUGCCUGGUGAAGGAGAGUGUGCGGCGGCAGUGGAGGACCUACCUCUGCUGCGGGAAGAUGAGACUGGCGGAGAACUCAGAGUGGAGUCGCACCGCCACACAGAAAACAGCCAGGAGGUCCUCAGUAACCAGAGGCACCUCUCUUCCAUCCUCUAAAAUGUCCCAGUCCAACAACUCCUCCAGCUCGUCUUCCUUCCUUGUCCACGACAACGACUCCAGCAGCGGCAUCGGAAACCCACUGGACGACAUGGCGAUCACAGCUGGGGAGGACCACACCGCCGACGUCGUCCUCAACCAGAGAAACAGCCAGUACAGAACACAACCACCGUCGUGAUGACCAGAGAGGGCCACCAAAACCCUUUCAGUACCGGUUUGGACCAAUAACAUUACAGACCAGACUGUAAAAACUUUUCCAGCAUGUCAGGACAGUACUGCAUCGGUACUCUGUUUACAACAGUGCUGCACAGCAGAUAGUGGUUGAGCUGCAGACUUGGACAGUCACAGGAAAGAUUUUGUCCGUGUGAACCUUUGAUCUGUUUUUGCACUUUAUUAUGAUUUUUUUUAAAUGUAUAUGAAAAUGCUGUAAAUGAAUUUAUAUAUUUCGUUCAUUGAAAUGUAAAAAAUGUAUAUUUAAAUCUUUCCCUAAACUUGUGUGGAGAGCAAGUUAUUCAUUUUAAUCAGAUGUUUCAUUGUAGAUUAUUUACUUUAACAUUUUUAUAUUCAAGACCUGCCUUUGUUCUCGCUUUUGUAAAGCUGAUACAGAUCUUUGUUUAAAUCAAUUUAGUUUUGCAAGUCUCCACAGAUCAGGAAAAUAGCUCUGAAUUUUUUCUUUGUCCAGAUCAAUCGGACUUUAAUGUAAUAAAUAAAUCAGAAGCUUUUUUUUCCCAUUUAUUGAUAUUUCCCCAUCGUUUUUUGCAUUCUUCCUUUCAACACGUCUGAUUUUUUUUCCUAUAAAUUUUUCGAGAGGGUGCAGUUCAUGAUUAAGAAGAUUUUCAU